GCGACUACUGUUCCAAACUGGAACGCCCUGAAAGUACGUGUGUGUACUUCGAGUCGGCAGCAAAUGCGCGGAGCCGAAACUAGCUCAUGGAUGAAGCAGCUCGCGAGCUCUUCCCGGCAAGGUCGCCACGGCCACGCCCUCCACCUCUUUUUCACCCGCCUGAGCCUCCAAGCCAGCAUCGGCGGCACGGUUGAUCCCUACCCUGCUUCCGUGCCCACCGCUCUACGCGCCUGCGCACACCUCGCCGAUUCCGGCCGCCUCAUCCACGCGCUCGUGCUCACACGCCCCGCCCUCGCCUCGGACAAAGUCAUCGCGACCGCGCUGCUCGACAUGUACGCCAAGUGCGGCCUCAUUCCAAGCGCCCGCAAGGUGUUCGACGAAACGCCGGCGAGGGACCUCGUCGUCUGGAAUGCGCUGCUCGCGGGCUACGCGCGGCACGGGCUUCCAGAGCACGCGCUGGCGCUGGCUGUCAAGAUGCGGGGCCUCGGCCUGAGCCCCGAUCUGGUCACCUGGAAUGCUGCCGUGUCGGGCUUUGCCAUGGCCGGCGAUGGCAGAAUGGCCAGCGAUUUGGUCGGCGCCAUGCAAGAGGAGGGGUUCCAGCCAGAUGUGGUGACAUGGACAUCGCUCGUCUCUGGCUCGGUGCUGAACUUCCAGUAUGGGAGAGCGCGAACCCUGUUCCGGGAAAUGGUGGCCGGUGGCGCCCGUGUCCUGCCAAGCUCGGCCACGAUUAGUAGCAUCUUGCCAGCAUUUGCCGGAGUCGGUGACACAAAGCAUGGGAAGGAGGUCCACGGCUACGCUGUCGUGACCGGUGUCGAGCAGGAGCUCACGGUGAGCAGCGCGCUCGUCGACAUGUUCGCCAAGUCCGGGCUUGUGCACGAGGCGUGCCGCUUGUUCGACAAAAUGUCAGAAAGGAGCACCGUGACAUGGAAUUCCAUGAUCUUCGGGCUGGCGAAUUCCGGCCACUGCCGGGAAGCAGUCAGCCUCUUCGACCGGAUGCUGGACGAAGAAGCGACGCCGGACCACCUGACGUUCACGGCCGUUCUGACAGCUUGUGGCUACGGUGGCAUGGUCGAGACCGGGAAGGCCCUGUACCAGCGCAUGCAAGAGGAGCACGGCAUCGUGGCGAGGCUGGAGCACUACGCCUGCAUGGUGCAUUUGCUUGGCCGAGCCGGGAGGCUCGUCGAGGCUCACGAUUUCAUCAGGGCGAUGCCCAUCGAGCCCGACUGCUUCGUCUGGGGGGCGCUGCUCGGUGCCUGCCGGAGCCACGGGAACGUCGAGCUCGCGGAGCUGGCGGCGUCCCGCGUGCGCACCGUCGAGCCAGAAAACGCCGCGAGCUACGUGCUGCUCUCGGGAGCGCUGGCAGAUGCCGGCAAGCAGAACGACGUUUUCAAGAUCAAAAGGUUGGUGAAGAGACGGCGGCUGAAGAGGCUUGACGGUUGCAGCUGGCUAGAGACGUCCUAGCUAUGGUGACGAUAAGCAGGCUAACAUCAUGUGCACUGUCGAGCAGUAGCACAAUUGUGUGAUCAUGGCGUGGGAAGAUGUGCACUGUCGAGCUCUGGUGAUCUAUCUGGCGGUGCAGGACUUCUUGCAGAAGAGGGAGAGCGAGAAGUUUGAGAGGGAGGAAGCUGAGAGACAGAAAGAGGAGGCGAGGCAGAAGAGGGCCAAAGCGAGGGGAAAGAAAAGAAAUCGACGAUGACUGCUUCUUCAGUAACCUCAGUGUGAGAACUCAUGGCUGGUUCUUCUGUAACCUGGAUCAUUCUCCGGGGUAUGAUUUUUGUGCUGGUUUCGUGUCAUUCUGACGUUCUGGGGCCCCUUUCUCAUCGUAGUUCAGUUCAGAUGAGUUCCAUUUCCUGUCAGUUAUUCAGGCUGUGAAUCGUGAGUAAAAGUGUUAUGUACUGCAAAAUACAUGGUAAAUUAUAUCUCAAAACCGACGCCGACCGAAUAAACCUGAUGCAUGCGGUC
Triticum aestivum (bread wheat) is the source of this 1962-nucleotide messenger RNA. RefSeq names its product pentatricopeptide repeat-containing protein At5g59600. The transcript is spliced from 3 exons. Gene Ontology annotation, molecular function: RNA binding; protein binding. Bases 64 to 1461 code for a protein of 465 amino acids. Lineage: Eukaryota; Viridiplantae; Streptophyta; Magnoliopsida; Poales; Poaceae. Gene Ontology annotation, biological process: RNA modification. The record is from RefSeq and is a predicted model, not a curated record.